Cydia strobilella is the source of this 1329-nucleotide messenger RNA. RefSeq names its product inactive hydroxysteroid dehydrogenase-like protein 1. Bases 60 to 1007 code for a protein of 315 amino acids. Gene Ontology annotation, cellular component: endoplasmic reticulum. Lineage: Eukaryota; Metazoa; Arthropoda; Insecta; Lepidoptera; Tortricidae. The record is from RefSeq and is a predicted model, not a curated record. The transcript is spliced from 6 exons. Gene Ontology annotation, molecular function: oxidoreductase activity.
AAACAACUUUUGUAACGAUUUUUUUUAUCCUAUUUAAAAUUGUAUUACCAAAAUAAGCCAUGUUAAUAACGAUUCUCGCGAUUUUUGGAGCGGUGGUGUUGUUUUUCUCUUUACUAAACUUUCUGUGGACACCAUUGGAAUUAAUGUCGUCCUAUUUGAUGCCCUUUUUCCUGCCAUCUGAAGUGGAGCAGUUGUCAAAGCGAUUUGGACCUUGGGCGGCGGUGACGGGCUGCACGGACGGCAUCGGCAAACAUUACUCCUUCGAGCUGGCUAAACGAGGGCUGAACAUCGUUCUCAUCAGUCGGAAUCCGGAAAAACUACACGCCGUGGCCAAGGAGAUAGAGCAGACCCAUCAUGUGAAAACCAAGAUCAUCGUGGCGGACUUCACGCAGGGCGCAGAGAUAUACCCCCACAUAGAGAAACAGCUCAAAGACCUGGACUUGGGGAUCUUAGUAAACAACGUGGGCCUAAACUACGAAUGUCCCAUCGAGCUGUGCUGCGCUCCUCCGUCUCGUUGCUGGGAUUUAAUCGUCGUCAACGUAGGCGCAGCGACCAUGCUCACCCGCGCCAUGUUGCCUUACAUGGCGACCCGAGGUCGUGGUGCUGUCGUUAAUAUCUCCUCGUCAUCGGAAUUGCAGCCUAUGCCGCUCAUGGCUGUAUAUGCAGCUACAAAGGCCUACCUCCGUAGCUUCACGCACGCCAUUCGAGAAGAAUACGCCCCGAAAGGUAUCUACGUCCAGCACGUGGCGCCCUUCUUCGUGUCCACCAAAAUGAACGCGUUCUCCGCCACCGUGAUGGCCGGUGGGCCGUUAGUUCCUAACCCUGAAGCAUACGCAAGAUAUGCAGUCGCUAUGUUAGGAAGAGUACAGGACACGACGGGGUACUGGGUCCAUGGAGUUCAGGCUUUCUUUACCCAGUUGGCUCCAGUCUGGUUCCGCACGAAGGUUGCGUGGUACCUCAACCAGGGAUUUCGACAAGAAUAUCUACGUAACCAGAAGGUGCAAUAGGCUAGGACACAAUGUCUUCGUGCAACAUUCAACUUUCUCUCAACUUAAUACGGUUGACAAUUCAAUAUCAUCUCAGUAUAUUACUCUUUCUCAUAAUAUAUUACGAUUGCACAAAUUUUAUUUUAAACAUUUAGCAUUGAUUUGGAUAACUUCGGAUCCUGUUCGUAUCUAAUUCAAUUUAGUUACCUCUAAAUUCCGUUUUAUAGUUGUGAACUUAUAUAUAGGUAUAGGAGAAAUUCAUAGUUUUGUACAAAUAUAGUGUUACUAAUAAUAUAAGAUGGCCAUAUGUGAUUUUAAUUUUAAAUAUAUAUAUUUUAAGCAU